CUCUGCUGUGUCCACGUCGCUUGCUCCUGCGGUGUUGAAGUACGUGUCGUCCUUCCUCUACAGGGAUUGGAAGGUGACCCGAGCCACUGCUUCGACUGAUAGGUCCAUGGUGAAGCGUCUGCCAGGUGCCUUCUGUUCCACCUUCACCGCUGCCUCCUGUUGCCGCGCCGCUGACAUCCACCCCUUCCGCGUCAUCUGCAGUGUCCCGGCCCGCUCGCUCCGCUGCCCUCAUUUCCUGCCACGCUACGGACGCGAUGCUGUAGCAGCUCGGGACAGCACCACCACCUUGCUGACCACGCCGCAGCCGCAGACUCUUCCCCCUCAACAGCUGCUCGGAAGAUGGCGAGCAGCAUAUAUUCACCAUGCUGUGUGCUAUUUCGAGUUGUGUAUCAAAUAUACCCAAACGUGUAUACAUGUAGUACAUGGAAAAAUAUGUGACUUGUUUGGGACAUCAUCCUUAAUACCUGCCAUACAAAAAAUUAAACAUCCCUAUCUUACCCUAGAUACUCCAAACAAAAAACACCACACCCCAUCAAUUUAUCACGUCUUCUUUUCUCCCCAUUUUCCUAAACCAACCACCACCAACAAACCCCAUCGAAUGUCUUCUUUCCUCCAUACUUUCCUAAAUUAUCAGCCUCAUUUCCGAUCCCACAAGUGCUUUCCCCUAAGGUACCAUUGGCCCACACUGAAGCACAAAGGCGACGGUCAGAGGGACGGAGCAACAACGCAGUCCCCGUCCCAGUGACAAAAGAAAAUGGUACAGCUGAAGAAAACAGUGUCGAUGGGCCACCUAUUGUGCACUCAGUUCGUGAUAAAUUGACCGAUAAGAGUGUGUGUGUGUGUAGUGCUGACAAAUAGCCAGUGACGGAGGGCAAGAA
Messenger RNA from Portunus trituberculatus (swimming crab), 878 nucleotides. RefSeq lists its product as uncharacterized. The record is from RefSeq and is a predicted model, not a curated record. The transcript has 4 exons. The coding region runs from base 107 to 745 and encodes 212 amino acids. Lineage: Eukaryota; Metazoa; Arthropoda; Malacostraca; Decapoda; Portunidae.